AUGCCAAGUUUGCGAGCUUGGCUAUGCUUGCUCGCCCUGAUCCUGCAUGCGAGUCUACCUGUCGUCGUUGUUGCCGAGCAGGGCAGGAACAAGCCCUUUGCGGUCGUGAGGCCUGUUGCUGAUCACUCCAAGCUGGAGCUGGAUGAGACUGGCCUGGCGGUGCUGGAGGGCAUCCAGGGUCCAGUAUCCCCAGUCGUGGUGAUCGGGCCCUACCGCUCCGGGAAGUCUUUCCUCCUCAAUCAGCUGAUGGGAGUGCCCUGCGAUCAAGGCUUUGGUGUGGGUCACAGCAGGCACACCCAGACCAAGGGCGUGUGGAUGUGGGGCGAGCCAGCAGAGCGGCUGGACGCAAAGGGCGAUCCAGUGCAGCUGCUCUUCUUCGACACGGAGGGCUUCGAGAGCACCGGCAAGGCCGACGUGUACGACGACCGCAUAUUCGCGCUUUCCACAGUUAUCAGCGCCGUGCUGGUGUACAACCUGCCGGAGGCCAUCCGCGAGUCGGACCUGGAGCGCCUGUCCUUUGCCGUGGAGCUGGCCAAGGCCUUCUACGCCGACCCGGCUGGCCGGGAGCCCGGCGGUUUGGCCUCUCCCCCGACGGCCCUGGAGCCGGGGGCCAUGCUCUGGCUCAUCCAGCGCGACUUUCUCCAGGGCGACAGCCUGGAGGAGACGCUAGCGGCGGCGCUGGCCCCCGUGCCCAACCCGGCGCGCGACCCGGGGCUGACGCAGCUCAACCGCAUCCGCUUGGUGCGCGGCCGCGCGCUGGACGGCGCGGCGCUGGCGCGGCUCAUCCGCGACGUGGUGGCGGCCCUGAACUCGCGCGAGAUCCCCACCGCGGGCUCGCUGGUGGAGUACUUCAACCGCGAGCUGGUCCAGGCCUGCAAGGGCCUCUUUGUAGACAGCCUGGCCCGAGAGCUGGACCGCGAGGCCGGCGCUCGCGGCGACGCCAACGAGGCGGCCUCGGCGCGCGCCUGCGACGCCGCCGAGGAGGCGUGCGAGGACGCGCUGGAGGCGGAGGCGCGGCAGCGUCUGCCCGCCGCGCGCCGCUUCCGGCGCCGGCACGAGGAGUGCCUGGCCAGUCCACCCUCGCUCUCGACAAAGUAUAAAGCAAACCCACCCCUCCCCACAGAGCGCCUGGCAAAGGCCUGGGAGAGGGAGCACACCCGCUUCCUGGCGGACUACAACGCCAGGCUACUCAACGGCCUGACCCUCUGCAGCAUCGCCGGCAUCCUCCUCUUCAGAUUCGUAGUCCGUGUGCAGCUGGGGGAGAGCGUCGCCUGGGGCGCGUUUGUGUUCUUCCAGGUGUACCCGCGCUCCUUCCUGGGGGAUGCCAGCAUGUACGACCAGGCAUGGUGGCAGGGCCUGGUGUCGGGGUGGGAGGCAGUGGCCUCCAACCCUUUCCUAGACCUGGAGCGGGGAGGCCUGCCCCUCCUGGGGGGCGCUGUCCUCCUCCUGGCCACCAGGAGGUGGUGGAAGCCGAGGGCCAUGCUGGCGCUGCGGCGCUGGAGGCGCCGGCGACGAGGCCAGGCGGCCAAGGAGAGCGCCGAACGUGAUCUGAAUGUAUGA
Auxenochlorella protothecoides is the source of this 1560-nucleotide messenger RNA. RefSeq names its product Guanylate-binding protein 4. The record is from RefSeq and is a predicted model, not a curated record. The transcript is spliced from 8 exons. Lineage: Eukaryota; Viridiplantae; Chlorophyta; Trebouxiophyceae; Chlorellales; Chlorellaceae. Bases 1 to 1560 code for a protein of 519 amino acids. Gene Ontology annotation, molecular function: GTPase activity; GTP binding.